This is a messenger RNA of Dreissena polymorpha, 6334 nucleotides long. RefSeq lists its product as uncharacterized. NCBI's taxonomy places the organism in Eukaryota, Metazoa, Mollusca, Bivalvia, Myida, Dreissenidae. Gene Ontology annotation, biological process: establishment or maintenance of cell polarity; regulation of cellular localization; centrosome cycle. Bases 150 to 4190 code for a protein of 1346 amino acids. Gene Ontology annotation, cellular component: apical plasma membrane; nucleus; cell cortex. The record is from RefSeq and is a predicted model, not a curated record. The transcript is spliced from 10 exons. Gene Ontology annotation, molecular function: protein kinase C binding.
AUUAGGUUACUACACAAAGCGCAAAUAGGAAUGAAAAUACGAUUGUUACCUGUGUUGAUUAUAAUACAAAAUUAACCUGGAAUAAGAUGUUUAAUAGUGAUUAUUACUGUAAGAGGGGUGCCAGAAAAGAGAUCUGCCUGUAACAGUACAUGGGUUCAGCAUAUGACAUUAGGUACCAGAGUGGUGUAGGGAGAAGACACCAUGAGUCCGUGUCCCACAGUGAGCCAAAUUCAGCUCGGCUUUCAACCAUGUCUCAUAGACCUACAUCUGCGAUUGAUGGCAGACUGGUUCAUGGCUCCUAUGGGGACCUGUCAACAUCACCGAUGGACUUGAAACUUGGCCGGGACCUUUGCCAUGAGUUGUACAAGAGGUAUCCUCACGCUUUCGCUCGUAGACUCAAGGCUAGGGAAGGUGGCCAGAAACUGUUAAAUGCUCGUAACCACGUGUGGUUCCAGGAAAACACGAGUCGUUCAAACCCAUCAAGUGCUAGAUCUGUUGGUGAGAUUGAUUCCAAAUCUGGACAUGCAAGCCGGGAUGUGGAACUUCAUUACUAUGCAAGGCCAAGAUCAAGAUUAUCAGAGGAUGCUUUAAGGCUGACAAGUCAAACUCAUGGAAUUUAUGACCCGCCGUUGACUGUGACUCAAAAGCUCAAGCAGAACAGUCAAAACUUGAACGCGUUGUUGAACGAGAAUUCUCCGCUAAACCCCUUCAAUAAUAAAUAUCAUACAGAUUUGCAGCAUGACACAAGUACAGACUUACAAGAGUACAUGAUUGAAAGGGGUAAAGAAAGAAGCAGACAUAGACAGAAACAUAAACGAAUCAUCAUACAACGAAAGAUUAACGGGAGCGAUGAAGGCAAUAAGGAGAACAAAAGCAAGGCAAGAAGAUGGGUGAGUAAAUCUGCCUCUCCUACUUCAAGAAAUAGGCAGCAGUACAGUUUACCAAAGUCGCCCUUAAAUGAAGGGCAUCUUGUAAAUAUUGAUACAUUACUUGCCGAGUCAGAUUUAAAAAUAGACUCAGUUCUCGAGAGAAUCACUCGGCAAAUGGUCAGCCCAGAUUUCCCGGCAAAAAGUUCCAAUGAAAAGGGAGAUGAUUCCAUGGAGUGGCUGGAAACCUCAAAGAUAGCGGAGGUGAAUUAUUUGCCCUCGCUGCUCAAAGGCACAAACAGCAGAUGUGAAAGUCCAGCGAUAGAUUCUAGUCCGGGCAGUAGUGCUAGUACAUGCAAUAGGAAACAUUCUGACAGACAGACAUCUCAGAAAGUAACUAAUACGAGUGCAGUGAGUGAUUCAGACACUGACGAGGCACAAACUAGGCAUCCUGAUCCAGAUGUUACCAGGCCCUCUGCAGUAGCAGCAGCUGUUACCUCAGACUACGAAGUCGAGCUGAAAAUCAAUGAGAUUAAUGAUAUAAAGCACAGGUUUGUGAGUAAUUCUGAACAUAUAAACAGUGAAGACACUACAGCAGUGCCAGGAAUAUUGAAAGUAUGUUUUGACCCUUUGGAAGUUGACUUGCCCAAAUGUGAAAGCGAGGGGAUAGAUUUUACUCACAGGGACUGUGAAACUGUGAUACACGAGAAUCAAAGUGUGGCUGAAUGCAGCCAAGGUGCUUAUAAUUGUGAUAAACGCGCGAGUCCAUGUGAUAGUGCGGGUUAUAUCAACAACGAAUGUGAAAAUCAAUGUGAUAAUCAAACAGGUCAAUGUGGUGAAACAAAUGUUAUUAAAGUUGUGAACAAAAUUUGUGAAAAUGAUGACUGUGAACAGGGUGAGAAUGUUGAGUGUUGUCAUGGUGACAAUGACCUGCCGAUGGAUGGUUAUGUUGCCAUGGAUACCAGAUCUGUAAAGCAGACGACAGUCAUGGUUUCCAGGAGCAGUCAGCAAGAUUCUGAUUUGGACUCAGGCAUAGGAUGUGGAAGCUCAUGUGCAGAGGUUCAGCCUGGCCAAUCCAAGGGCAGACAAUCCACGUCUGGCAUGAGGCUGCAACCUGUCAAGGCAGACCACAGUAUUCUCCCUUUAAGGCCUGAUUUUGAGAUUCCAAGUGUUGGAAUGGGAGGCAACUCUUUGGAUGUCUCUGACGACACGAACAUAAGGCUGGGAAUCUGCCGCGAGUCCAUCCGGGAGAAAAAGGUCGUGGAAAAGUACAGAAGGGCUAGAACGCCAUGUCGCCACAUUAUCAUUAAGACCUCAGAAAUUAACAGACCAAAGAGUGCCCCUACGUUGGAGUCAAAAUCAAACUUAAAACCAGUGGAUAUACCCAUUUCUGCUGAAAACUCUGACUUUUCUCCUGAUGAGGAGUUUAUUGCUCAGAGCCAGACGCUAGGUAGACAAGCGUCUAGAAGUCCCAGAUCAGUCCAAGAGAAGUAUGCAUCCACACCUAAUCUUGUGAAUGCUAACAAGUCUUCCACGUUAACUGGUCCGAUGCAUGACAAGUGGUCCUCUAGCACACAGCAUCUGAAACCUCGUAAAAUCUCACAGGAUUCAACAGAAUCUUCAAGAGAAGAUGGUUCCCUUUCUGAGUCUGAGAGCGAUGAAAGUAUUGGGGAACCGGUUGAACAUAAUUUUCAUGUAAACAGUAGUACACCUGUUCACAGGCAUCCCCCUUUGAAUUAUGAGCGUGGUUACAAUAGUGAUCAGAACACUUUGUUUUAUGGUCAAUUGAAUCCGGAUUUUCGUGAAGGAAAAGGUUCAGAGACUAAUAUCUUAGGAAAAAAAGGCAUGUUUAAACCAGCAGUGUCAUCCCCCCGUGUGAAAGAAAAAAGACUUAAACUGAGAAGCAUUUUAAAGAACAAGAAAGGCAGUUUUAAUCCGAUAGUUAGUGAGAGUAAUCAUUCCGUUGCAGAGAGAGCAACUGUGAAUAGGAUAUAUGCUAAAGACAGGGGACAAGGAAAGGAAGCUACUCAUUCCAUUCCACAGUCUAGUGCAAGAGAAAUUUAUAGUGAUUUAGACACUGACUGCAGAAGAAGUGAUAGUGAGAGAAGUGGUUCUAUGAGUGAGCGAAACUUUGGAAGACGUUUGGCGUCUUCAGGUUCAGCAGAUCCCUUAGAGAUUGUGGCUGAUGUUCACAGGACCAAUUCUGGUUCUGAAAGACUGGAAUUUAACAGUGCGAGCUCAAAGAAUUAUUUGAAAGAAGACUCCAGAUUGGGAAACGCCCAAUCCCGACUUCAACAUGAAAAUUUGCCUCAAAGUGACCAAAAUACUCGGGAAUCAGGAAAGAGUCGAUCAUUGCAAACAGACACAGAACGUUCGCCCAAAGCACAGCCACCAAAGAAACCAGCUCGGACGAAGCAUAAGCGGGCUGCACCUGAUCUCAGCUUCUCCAAGUAUAAAAUAAAAACUCCAGAAGCGAAAGCUGUAAGCACUCGUGCAAAUGGUAGUCAAAAUUACAGUAGUGAAGUACAGCCAGUUCUACAGUUGUACCGGGAAGAAACUCCCUGUUCGGCAAUGACAGAGGUGCCUUUAUCAGACACGGAAGACGAAAUGGAACAUGUCCCCGUACAGUCCAGCAACCUGACAAAAGCAAAGGAAAUGAGUGCUUCAAAAAGUUCCUUAUUUGAUAAAACUAGUGGAAAACUGAAACUCUUUGGUAAAUCAACAAGUUUAGAAAAGGGACUUGAUGAAGAGACUAAGAAAUCACAUAGUAAGGGAGGUAACCUGUUCAGCAAGAUGAAGAAAGCCUCAUCCAUAAAGUCGAUUACCUCCCUUUUCAAGCGAAAAAAGAAGGAUAAAGUUGAGGACAAGGGCUCCACCAAUGCCAUUAACAGCAAUUGUCAUCUUUCUGAGUCACACCGCAAGCAGUGGUCAUCUUGUCACGUCCUGUCUUCCACCGACCCACCCACUGACCACUCCACACCGGUCACUUCCACAACACUGGGCGGUCAUCCGAUCGGGCAGCUGCAGAAGAUAAAUCAUGAUGGGACACAGGUGGUUCGCCUUACCAAGCCAGAAAGCGGACCUUUGGGGUUCUAUAUAACAAAGGGGAAUGCUAAAUAUGGAAAUGGAAUCUUUGUGUCUCGAUUCUCCAGCACAGACCGGGACCGAAGUUUCGCAGGCCUACUUGGCGUUGGAGACGAGAUAUUGGAGGUCAACGGUCACCCAGUGAGCACUCUGUCAAAGGACGAAGUGUACAGCCUCAUAUGUGCCAGUCCCAUCAUUGUACUGAAAGUUUUCCCAUUUAUAGCUCGGAAGGAUGUGUGAAAGAUGACUCUUCCCUGUUAUUGUAUGGAAAUAGUUCAGGUCCUAUGAUUUAUAGCAAGAAAAGAUAUUUGAUAAAUUGUUCCUGCACUUUCCUUACAUACUGGGGUAGAUGUUUAUAAAUUACUUAUUUGUUCCAGUCUCUUCUUUGAGAAGCAAGUUUUUUUUCGAAAACUUGUAUGAUCAUUAAGUUUUAAAAAUUGCUUGAUAAACAACGGCUCCUUGUAUUACAAGAAAUGACCAUCAAGCACUACCUUUUGAUUUUAAGUUUGAAAGAUCACAAGGAUGUAUUACAGAUCACAUUUCUUUUUAUAUUCAGAGAUUGUGGAGAAAGAAAAUGUUUGGUAAUUCAUGCUUCCCCUAUUUACACAAACAGCUGUUGGAUAGAUCUACAUUUCCUUUAUUGUAAGGAAUCAUGGUUGAUAGAUUUUUUUUUUCUUCAAAAAAUGUUUAAAUGAUCACUAGUUCCUCAAUAGCAACAAUUAUGUUUUAUUGAUUACAAAUUCGUCUAUAGCAAUCAGUAUGAAUGAUUGAUCACAACUUCCUCAAUAGCAAAAGGAGUAUUUCAUAGAUAACUCUUUCUUUUAAAAUAUAUAUAAUGUUAUAUAUAUCACUCUAGCGAUAAUUCUUGCGGCUUAGAUACUGUUUCUUUAUUCGAAGGUCAGAUGCAAAUGUCUUAAAAAAUGUCAUGCUUUAUAACUAGCAAUAAUUAUUAUUCAACUCAAAUGUUGAUUGAAAGACAUAUUUAAAAAGACAACAAAUUAAUAAAUAUAAAUUUAUAUUUGUACUUAUCUAACUGAAUUUGGAUAUUAAAUGUGCUUUCAAUUCAAUAAAAGUAUAAAUUCCUUGUGCAUUUGUAAAAAGGUAACUAGUUUAUUUAUGUUUGUUUCUAUGCACUUUUAUAUUCUGUUGCUUUAAUUAAUAAAAUCAUACUUUUGUAGGCGAUUUAUUCACUUUCGAUAUUGCAUUAUUAAUUGAAAACUUUUGAAGAUGUGAGAUUAUUUGUAUUGACAACAUUCAUUAAGGCCAGUAAGUUUACAUCUAUGUUUCUUGUUAUGUUGUAAAAUAUUGUAGAAACAUGGUUUCUAGUUUUGUUUUAAGUAAUAAAUUAUACACCAUUUAGUAUUAACAUGUCUCUUUUUGAUAACAACUUAUAUAACCAUAGAUUUGAAAUUAAUAAAAUGUACUAGAAUGACAUAAGCAGUAUUUUUAAUUAAAAAGCGUAAUGAUUGAUUCUUGAUUAAUAAUCUUUCAUAAAUGAAAAGAUACUUCCCUGAAUUUAUCAUUAAAGUUGUAUUCUCAUACUUUUAUUAAUUUAAAUAAUUAUUCACAUUUAAUAUACUUGUAUAUAUAGCUGACUAGGAAUUACUGUUUUCCAUUAGCAAAUGUCAUGCAACAACUCUAGAUGUCUUUAUUUAUGUGCAAUCAAUUUAUGAUAUUUCUAUAUUAACAUGCAGUAUGUGUCACACUCAAAAUAUUAAUUAAUAUAAACAGUAGAAUUUUUUUUAAUGUAAUCAAGGUCUUCCAUGAAAUACAGUUUUGGUAUAAUUAUAUUACUUCAGUUAUAGUUUGAACAUUCUUUCUCGUGAUAUCCUUAGUGUCAUUUAUGAGUAUAUUUGAAGGCUUCACUUAAGCAUGUAGAAACAUUUGUGUACGUGUUUUUGGUUAAAGUGUUUGUUCAUUUUUAUGCCCCUGAAGGAGGGCAUAUAGGGAUCGCACUGUCCGUCCGUCUGUCUGUCUCUCACACUUUGCGUUUAGGUUUUGGAAAAUGCUCAUAACUUCUAUGUCGCUUCAGAUGUAACCUUCAUAUUUGGUAUGCAUGGGAACAUGGACAAGGCCUUUCUAUACGCACACAAAUUUUGACCCCUUUGACCUUGACCUUGAACUUAGGGUCCGCGUUUAGGUUUCGAAAUCUGUGUUUAGGUUUCGAAAAAUGCUCAUAACUUCUAUCAAAGCGUUUAUUGGGGGCAUAUGUCAUCCUAUGGAGACAGCUCUUUUUCAUCUGUUAUAUUAUCAAAUUAUUUUGUAUUUGUUGUACAAAUAUUUACGUUUAAUAUGCAUUCCUGUAAUAUUGUGUAUUUUAGUGAGUGCUUACAACGUUGUAUAUUGGUAAAAAUCAGUGAAAUGGAAAGAAAACAUGAACAUCA